CUCUCGAUUCCGGCGCGCGGAUAAUCGCUAAUUUUCGUAGUUUCACCAGUUCUACCGCUAGGUGGCUGUCGCGCUAGACCAGUAGUCCAGUACCAUUUGCAGCGGAUAGUCGUGUAAUACCGGCUUUGGUACACGACAACUACACGUGUUAAAGCUGAUUGCUGGGAGUGCUCAAAUAAAUACUUGAGUAAUGGGAAGAUGACAUUUCUCAAAGACGGUGAAUGUUGCCAUCAGCACUGUUGGGUUCCAUCCAGAUUAAGCGCUUCUGUGUAGCAUACUGUUGUCAUUUUAGAUCUCACCUUCACAGACCACUACACAUUUGUCAGAAAGGUAGUGCUGGUACACUUUCUGUUUCUAAUACAUCUGGGAAAAUGUGUUCUGUGUCUAGACCAAGAAUUUGCACUCAUGAUGGGAUUUUCCACUGUGACGAAACUCUUGCUUGCUAUAUGUUGAAGAGAUUGCCGGAAUAUAAUGAUGCAAAAAUUGUCAGAACUAGAGAGGAAGCUAUUAUAAAAGAAUGUGAUGUUGUUGUUGAUGUUGGUGGUGUUUAUGACCCAUCAAAGCAUUACUAUGACCAUCAUCAGAGAAAUUUUGAUGAAAGUAUGAGUUCACUGUCUGAAAAGUAUAAGUGGAAAACUAAACUUAGCAGUGCUGGUCUUGUGUAUUUCCAUUUUGGCCAUAGAAUAUUGAAGAUAAUCCUAGACUCAACUGAUGACAAACUAAUAUCUGCUGUAUAUGACAAGGUAUAUGAAUUCUUCAUUCAAGAAAUAGAUGGCAUUGAUAAUGGAGUGCCUAUGUUCAACGGCGAACCAAGUUACAGAAUUUGCACCAACUUAUCAGCUCGUGUCGCAAGGUUAAAUCCAUUUUGGAAUGGUGUAAGUGACAGUGACAUAGAUAGAUUUAACGAAGCCUAUUGCCUUGUUGGAAAAGAAUUUGAAGACCACAUAAAAUAUUGGGCCCACGUUUGGUGGCCUGCUCAUGAUAUUGUUCGUAAGGCAGUAAAUAACCGUUAUGAGACACAUCCUUCUGGUGAGAUAAUGUUACUGUCAAAUGGUGGUUGCCCUUGGAAGGAUCAUCUCUUUGAGCUGGAAGAAAAGUUACACAUCGAGCCAACUAUAAAAUAUGUGCUGUUUCAAGAUCAAGCAGGGAAAUGGAGAGUCCAGGGUGUACCCAUUGCACCACAAAGCUUCGUGUGUCGCAAGUUCUUAUGUGAAGCUUGGCGUGGUUUGAGAGAUGAAGAGUUGAGUGUAAAAGCUGGGAUUGCAGGUUGUAUUUUUGUUCAUACGACAGGUUUUAUUGGAGGAAAUAAAACAUACACUGGUGUUCUUGAAAUGGCUGCUAAGUCACUAACAGCUUAGUGUUUUCACAGUGUUUAAAAUGUCUGUGCACUGAUAACAUUAAAGUACUAUGUACCAACCCA
Messenger RNA from Schistocerca serialis cubense, 1420 nucleotides. Its product is annotated as MYG1 exonuclease. The record is from RefSeq and is a predicted model, not a curated record. Bases 222 to 1358 code for a protein of 378 amino acids. Gene Ontology annotation, cellular component: cytoplasm; nucleus. The transcript is spliced from 3 exons. Lineage: Eukaryota; Metazoa; Arthropoda; Insecta; Orthoptera; Acrididae.